AGCGAAUCGAGAGAUAUUGAAAAAUGAAUAGUGGUUGGAUUUAAAUUGAUCAGGCGUGCAAAAGUGUCAUUACAUAAUUUUUACGGAAUAUUAUCGAGAAAUGAAUUAUCUACACAGAUUGAAGACAUCAGGACUACGGACAAAGAAUUAUGGGGUGAUGGAAACCUUACCUUGUGCAUCCACUGAUGGGCUUAUACAAGUGAGGAAUGAAGAUGGCCCCAUAGUGCUAGCUCAUCUUAUACAAGUGAGGAAUGAAGAUGGCCCCAUAGUGCUAGAUCAUCAACAUCUCUAUCAACAAACAUUGGUGAAGUCAGGCCAGUGUGAUGUUACUAUUAUAGUUGGUGAUCAGGAGCUGAAGGCACACUGGAGUGUUCUGCGGAAGUACCCAUUUUUUGAAGGCCUCUACAACAGUGGAAUGAAGGAAAGACAGGAAGGUAGAGUCAAUAUUGGAAUCGGAGAGUCUGAAGCUGUACGAGAGAUAAUGUGCUUCAUGUACACAAGUCAAAUCAGCUUAAUGAGGAGCAACAUACAGGAUGUUCUAGAACUUGCUGACUAUCUUCAGUUGGACAGAUUGAGAACCAUGUGUUUUGAUUACCUGAGAAGAAAUGUUUCACCUUCAACAUGUGUUACACCUUUCUUUGGCCACUAGGUACUCUGCUGAUAUCUAUGAUGAAUUGCUGAUGUACUUUUGGGGGCACAUUCCGCAAGUGCUCCGUACACAAGAUGCACUUGAACUACCGCUUGAUAUUCUCAGGAAAGUUGUUAAGAAACCUUGCCUGAGUUAUGUUUCAAGGGCAUUACUUUUCCAGUUUUUGGUGCGAUGGGUGGAGCAUUGCCCAAAGGAACGAGAAACAUACUUUGAGAGCAUGUUUUGCAGUUUGGAUCUCUCAAAAAUGGGCUAUUUAUUUUGUAAAGACUACGUUGAAACAUGCAAGUAUGUGCAGAAUUCAAACACCUGUAAGCAGUGGUAUGACAAAUCAGAUCAAAGCAUACCAACUAGCUGUGAAGCAAAUGCAAUAAUUAUUCUUGGUGGCUUGGAUAAAAAUAGCUCAGGGACUAAGGAAGUAUUUGUGUAUCUUCUUGAUGAGCAGCGCUGGGUACGUAUUGCUGACAUACCAUGGGAAGUAGAAACUCCAAGUCUAACUUACAAUGCCAGCACUAACUGUUUACAUGUAUUUGAUAGACUUUAUGGGACCUGUUUGGAUGAAACAACCAGAUACAAUAUUAAGUGUUAUAAGUUCAGUUUUGGGAUGAAUGAAUGGUCAAGUGAUGAGCUCUUCAUUAGCAAAAGUGCAUCCGAAUCUUUGACUAUUUCCAAGGUAAAAGAUGUUUUAUUCCUUAAUGCUACAGGCAAAUGUUGCGUGGUUGCCAUGUGUAAAGAUAAGACCAACCCCAAAGCCUCUCACGUAUGUGUAAGCAUUGGGAACCAUAGUAGUUACAAUCCCUUCAAAGUUAUCUGUUCUGAUGUCGGUUCAGAUAUACAAACCUGUAUUGUGAAAGAUAGAUAUGUGUGUAUAAUUGUAUUAGUUCUACCCACACAAGGCCACUAUGAGAAAUUAGAUUGCAGGGGUUUGCAUCUGUUGCUCCUAGACACUAUGGUUGAAUGUGAGGUCAGCAUUGAGCGUUACUCCAUUGCA
Dreissena polymorpha is the source of this 1637-nucleotide messenger RNA. RefSeq names its product actin-binding protein IPP-like. Gene Ontology annotation, cellular component: cytoplasm. The record is from RefSeq and is a predicted model, not a curated record. Bases 101 to 649 code for a protein of 182 amino acids. Gene Ontology annotation, biological process: proteasome-mediated ubiquitin-dependent protein catabolic process; regulation of proteolysis. The transcript is spliced from 4 exons. Lineage: Eukaryota; Metazoa; Mollusca; Bivalvia; Myida; Dreissenidae. Gene Ontology annotation, molecular function: ubiquitin protein ligase binding.